AUGGCGGGGGCCAUCUUUAAGUCGUUCUCCCAGAUCAUCGUGGACGAAGGGGACAACCUUGACACUCAGGGGAGCUGUGCUCUGUUCUGCUGUCUCUACAAGUCCUGGUGUCACAGUCCCAUAGCAACCAUCUCCCUCUGUUAUCUGACCCAGAACUAUCACCAUGCCAGCGACCUUCUACAGACCUUUGGGGAUCUAGAAAUCACUGUGGACUUUCUAAAGGAAAUAGACAAACUAGUGCAACUCAUUGAAUCUCCCAUAUUUGCAUAUUUACGCCUGCAGCUGUUGGAUGUCCAACACAACCAGGACCUGAUCCGUUCCCUGUACGGCCUGUUAAUGCUGCUGCCACAGUCCGAGGCAUUCAAACUUCUCCGAUUCCGUCUGGACUGUAUACCCCAUUACCAGCUUCUAGCCAUGAAAGAAAAACCACAGUCCAGCAAGGACCCACGGCCUCUCGUCUCCAAAAUCAACUUCAAGGAGCUUCAUCAGCACUUUCUGCAGGUCCAGGCGCGACAUCGCGAGGCUCGGAACAAAAAGAUGAUCAAGGCGGCCACGUGAGGGGGUCAUACGAGUCUGCCGACAUAUCAUCCUCACUGACCAAAGGAAGCAAUCCAUGUGUCUUUUAGAAAGAAAGGGAGGGGUGUUUUAUAUGGACUGGCAUGGUUUCUUUCCAUAUAGAGGGGUCUCUUUGAUAAGCAUUAAUAUACAGAGGGGUGCCCUUAUUAUGGAUCAAUUGCGGGAUACGCUAGUCGAAUAUAAUCAUUAAAUGAAUUUUUGAAACUGUACGUUUAGUGCUAUUUUUGCCCGUAACCAUUAAAAGAAUCACUAUUUUAAAUUUGCUUUAUACUGAGGAAUGGGGCAAAUUAAAGUAAUAUAGUGCAAAAAUGUUCUUGCUUAAAUUUAAUGACAGUAAAUUAUAGUUAAUUAUAGUAAACAAUAUUAUAUAUGAGAUUUAUAUUCAUAAAAUUUACCGGCAUAAAACUACAAUUUUAUUUUAUUUUAAUGAACUUGAACUGAAUCUAAUAGUAUAUUAACUUGAACAUGUGUCAAUCGAAUAGUAUUGUGAAAUCUUAAACAAACCUAAAAGUCCGAGACUGUUACGUGGAAGGAUUGUCGAGUCGGAGUUAACCCUGUGCAAUAUUUAUUUUAUGAAUGAGCAGAACAUGCUAUAUAUGUUUCACACUGUAGUGCUGUAAAGAUGUCGAUUGUAGAGUUAUAAUCACAAGACUAGCUAACUAUUGUAUCAUUAUGUAUGGAUGGAUUGUAAAGAUGUCGAUCGUAGAGUUAUAAUCACAUGACAAGCUAACUAUUGUAUCAUUAUGUAUGGAUGGAUUGUAAAGAUGUUUGUAAAUUAAAUCAUGGUCACUGAGUGACACAUAUACACAGAAGUUUCUGACCAGUCCUCAGAAAUUAUUUAGAAGCAUUAAUUUUUUAAUUUUCACCAUGUAAUUUUUAAACAAAAUUGUUUCCUGUGUCUGUAUGAAACAAUACCUUAGGCUAGCAAAUACAAAUGACAUACAAGCUUUUAUUUUUUGGUGUGAUUUUUUUUUCUGUUAAUAAUUAUCUUUUAUAAAAAAUUUGUGUUCUGAAUUUUUGCAGAAAAGAAGCAAAUAUUGAUGUUUAAUUGAUUUGCAAUAAAAACCUUUGUCCAGCAGUUACAUGUAUGCAAUGAUCACAUGAUGUACUGCCCACUGAGUUGAUUUGGUUAUUUUACGUAGGGCUUCGAGUUCUGGUUGUAUUUGUGGUGAUAGCAAUCAUUCCAAACAGACUGUCUAGCCAAAUAUAGGCUCUCUGGUGCAUGACGUCUAUACACAAUCAUUAUUAUUGUUAUUUUGAAUAUUUUCUUAUACCUUUGUUAUAAAAUUUUC
Messenger RNA from Magallana angulata, 1868 nucleotides. Its product is annotated as protein VAC14 homolog. Gene Ontology annotation, cellular component: endosome membrane; PAS complex. The transcript has 6 exons. Gene Ontology annotation, biological process: phosphatidylinositol biosynthetic process; positive regulation of kinase activity. Lineage: Eukaryota; Metazoa; Mollusca; Bivalvia; Ostreida; Ostreidae. The coding region runs from base 1 to 558 and encodes 185 amino acids. The record is from RefSeq and is a predicted model, not a curated record.